AUGAAGAUCACUCAUCCCAAUGGCAGUCGAUCCGUCGACGUCACCCACAAAUGGAAGAUCGUUUGGGACGAUGUUGUCGAGAAUGACCCUCAUCAUGUCAAAUUCUGGCUCACCCACUCGCACAAUCCUCCUUAUCGCAACCCCGUUCGACUGACCGAGGAGAUUAACAUUCACGAAAGAGAUCAUGUCGAGAUCGAUGGACAGCAUUUUGAGCAUCUCCCCACGGGUGGUGGCUACCGCAUCUGGGCUAUGAGGGUUGACGAAGAUCCCGGCCUUCAACCUGCGCCUAUUUCCGAGUCUCAUGAGCUUGAAAUUAAGAAUGAAAAGCAUGAGUAG
Molecule: messenger RNA, 336 nt
Organism: Aspergillus affinis
Lineage: Eukaryota; Fungi; Ascomycota; Eurotiomycetes; Eurotiales; Aspergillaceae
Exons: 3
Coding region: 1-336 (111 amino acids)
Source: RefSeq, a predicted model, not a curated record